Molecule: messenger RNA, 392 nt
Organism: Thrips palmi
Lineage: Eukaryota; Metazoa; Arthropoda; Insecta; Thysanoptera; Thripidae
Gene: RpL39
Product: 60S ribosomal protein L39
Exons: 3
Coding region: 157-312 (51 amino acids)
Biological process (GO): translation
Cellular component (GO): cytosolic large ribosomal subunit; ribosome
Molecular function (GO): structural constituent of ribosome
Source: RefSeq, a predicted model, not a curated record
UAGUUACUGUGGAUACUCGUCCCGAGGUUGGUAGUGCCGUGUGCCGUGAGACACUAGCGCCCCUCGCGGCGAAACACCGAAGCCUCGCUUCCGGUUCCAGUACGGGAGCGGUUGAUUGUUUCUCAUUUUCCGUAGCGUGGCCACAAACGUCCAACCAUGGCGAGUCACAAAACCUUUAAAAUCAAGAUAAAGCUUGCCAAGAAGCUUAAGCAGAACAGACCCAUCCCUCAGUGGAUUCGCAUGAGGACAGGCAACAAAAUCAGAUACAACGCCAAGAGGAGGCACUGGAGGAGGACCAAGCUGAAGCUGUAAGCUUCGACACCCAAUUGCCUGCAUUGCCCUAUUUGCUGUCAUGAUGUGGUGUCCCAUUAAAUAUUAAUGUUCUCCUAGUU